CCUGUAAGUGACCCCUCACCCACAUUCCUGUAAGUAACCCCAAGACAACUAAAUGACCCACCAAGUUGGACUUCGGUCAUAUCCCUACUUUGGUCUUGGUCUGUCUUGGGCUCCUUAUCCGGGCUGAGUAGACAGACAUGUGUGUAGUAUCUCCCCAGGAAAAGCCUUGUUACACAACAGCAAAACAUUUCUAGAAGUGAAGUUUUUAUUUGCUAGUGUGGGGUAUUGGAGUAUUGUCUCAGGUUUAUAAUAACCGAAAUGAAAGUGGGAUAAUGUGAAAAGCCAUGAAAACACAGUAGGCGAGCCUCAAGUGGUACUUCAACCUACACUUGUCCAACCUUUUUCAAGAUAUGUUCAUGGUUUUGAAGAUGGCAUAUUAACUGGAUUUAAUAGUAAACACUAAGUCUUAGAUAUCAAAGAGCUAAAGGAAAACUCAGAUAAAUAGCUGAAUAAAAGCAGGAAUAUUAUAUUAUAUAUAAAUAAAGAUAAUGAAUAAGUAAGCAAAAACACAGAAAGCAAAUAGAAACUAUGGACCUGAAAGUAUAAAAAAAUUGAUAUGGAAAAUUCCCUAAAAGUUCAACAACAGAUCUUAGCAGACAGAAGAACCUAUGGACUUGAAGAUAGGUUGAUUGAAAGUAUCCAAUGUGAGGAAUAUAAAGAAACUAGGAUUAAGAAAAGUGAAAAGAAUAGAGGAUAUAGCUGUCAAGAGACCUGGGUUCCAAGCCUUAGCACUAAAACAAUCAAAACAAAACAAAAAAACACUAGCUUGAUAGACUCACCUUAGCCUAUGGGCCGCAAUCAAGCAUGGAAAUUUGUGUGCUUUAGUUACUUUUCUAUUACUGUGACAAACCCUAUGAGCAAGGCAACUUAUAAAAGAAAGUAUUUAUUGGGGCUUACAGUUUCAGAGGCUGAGUCCAUAACCACUGGGGCAGAGGACAGUAGACCAGUAGCAGUAGCUGGCCAGUUACUUCCUUUCCGGUCUUCUCAGUCAAUAAUAAAUCAGAGCCCUGGCUAGACUAGUACCCUUUCAUUUCAUUCCAUUCCAGACACACGGGGGCGGAGGGGGAUGUGGAUUUGCUAGUCGCCAGUACUUAUACCAGUUUCUAUGAAGUUCCAAGUAACCACACUGCACACAACUGCACAAUCGUUAGGCCUGCUCCACAACAUCAGGAUUUCAGUGCCGAGAUGCAUACACUAUUUCCUGGGUGAGUGUUCUCAUUUAGCGUGGACCGCAACUCCAAGUUGGGCUUUCUCGGUCUAUGGAACAGAGGUCUGUGACAUGGGAUAUUUACGGUGGCUCUUUGAGGAUGCCUAUGAGGGGUGUUUGUUUAGAGCUGGAGAACAGCUUUCCUGCCAGUAGGCUUGGGUGGGCUUCCCUCUGGUAGGGUCCUACCUCAGAUCUCUGAAGGACCUCUGCUCAACCAAUAAUCACUCUUCGCGUGAUACGCUCCUUCUCUGCGCAUGUACACAAAAUCCCAAGGAGGUUAGAAUUCUAAGUGGGAGGAGAGUCGGUGAAGCUCAACGGACCUUGUCUUCAGCGGGCUUCUCAGCCAUCGUCCCUGUGAUUCCUCUGCUACUUUUGAAGCCACCAUCAACUAUAAUGGCUGAAGAAGGCGAAGAGUUUUCUGUGUGCUCAGAAAAUGAAAAGAAUCCUGCUGGAGAUGCUGUGGGUCCUCCAUUACCCAAAGUGAGGCGGAUUGUGACCAGUGUGCCCGUGGAGAUAAAAGAGGGAGAGCCCCAUCUUACGGCCUCAGUCAUUGAAAAGGAAGAAGGUGCUACCGUCGGCCCAAAGGCCCAGGAGGGGAUGGUGGAAGGUGGUCCCACCACAACCAAAGGCUCCCCAAAAUGGGUUCCAGCAAAGAAUGCUCCUUUUGACAAAUCUGCUUGUUUUAGCAGUGCAGGGCUAAUUCCUGAAGGUGGUGAGGCCACAUUUACAGGAGGAAUAGUUAGCAGAGAGAACCUUCUAGGUGCUCAGAGUUUUGCAGCACUGACCGAGGGCAAAGGUGUGUCCAGUGAGUACCUAGUAAGCCGUGAGAAAAUUAAUGCUGAUAUAAAACGUGAGCUAAUGAAGGAAAUUCGACGUUAUGGACGAAAAUAUGAAAGGAUUUUCAAGCUGCUUGAAGAAGUACAGGGACCUCUGGAAGUCCGGAAGCAGUUUUUUGAGUUUACCAUCAAGGAAGCGGGAAGAUUUAAAAGACGCCACUUAAUUCAAUGCCUUGAAAAGAAACGUGAAGAAAUGUUGUCACCCAUGUGAUUCUGUUAUUUCUGUGGUCAGCAUGAUACAACAAAUAGUAACAAAUAGUUGAAUGUAUUCCAGAAUGUAGUAGGAGGAUGCUGAAGUCUUCUAGCAUGUGUUAGCUUAGUUAACUUUGUUUAAGAAAACUAUUCUAAACUUAUGCUUAGUAAAUAAAUGGGCUUUUGUCCCUUGUGUUUUGUUUGCAAUAA
Molecule: messenger RNA, 2445 nt
Organism: Cricetulus griseus (Chinese hamster)
Lineage: Eukaryota; Metazoa; Chordata; Mammalia; Rodentia; Cricetidae
Source: RefSeq, a predicted model, not a curated record